GUCAGUUUAUUCUGUUAGUUCACAAAAUGCCGUCGGAGUCUAAAAGUUUGUUGACAGCUCAAACUGAAAAGCCAAAUCAUUAUACGUAUUUGAAGGAAUUUCGUGUUGAGCAGUGUCCAUUGUUUCUACAACACAAAUGCACACAGCACAGACCUUUUACUUGUUUCCACUGGCAUUUUAUGAACCAACGUCGUAGAAGACCAGUAAGGAAAAGAGACGGAUCGUUUAAUUAUAGUGCUGAUAAUUAUUGUGCAAAAUUUGAUGAAACUACAGGAGUAUGUCCGGAAGGAGACGAGUGUCCCUACCUGCAUCGAACUGCUGGAGAUACAGAACGCCGUUAUCAUCUAAGAUAUUAUAAAACAUGCAUGUGCGUUCAUGACACAGACACACGAGGAUUUUGUGUAAAGAAUGGCCCCCACUGUGCAUUUGCCCAUGGAAAUCAUGAUCUUAGACCGCCAGUUUAUGAUAUUAAAGAAAUUCAGGCUUUGGAGAACCCAGAUUCUGAAGCCAAUGCUGUAAAUGGUCCAAAUGUUUUAGACAAAGAAAGAAAUUUAAUGAAUGAAGAUCCAAAAUGGCAAGAUACAAGUUAUGUUUUAGCAAGUUACAAGACUGAGCCGUGCAAGAGACCUCCUCGUCUGUGUCGUCAGGGUUAUGCUUGCCCACAGUAUCAUAAUAGCAGGGAUAAAAGAAGAAGUCCUAGGAAACACAAAUAUAGAUCCACACCAUGUCCAAAUGUGAAACAUGGGGAUGAAUGGGGUGAACCAGGGAAUUGUGAAAGUGGUGACAAUUGCGCAUAUUGCCACACCAGAACUGAACAACAGUUUCACCCUGAAAUAUACAAAUCAACUAAGUGCAAUGAUGUUCAGACUGCAGGCUAUUGUCCAAGAGGAGUAUUCUGUGCUUUUGCCCAUGUUGAACAGGAAAUGACACUUGCUCGAGAUCUGGCUGCUCAGGUGGACUCUGGUACUAAUUUAGCAGAUAUAUUAUCAAGCGCUCUCCCACCAGAAAAACGAGACUCUACAGUCGGUCAAGAAUCUUCCAAGAGAGAGGAGAAGAGUAGCGAUUCAUCGAAUGGGAGUGGGGAGGUGUCAGAAUCCGCUUCUACUAGCAGUCUUGGUUCCAGUAGUUCACACAGUAAAGCUCCAGGGUCUCAAUUAACUCAUAACAGAGGUGUGGCUGGUGGCAGCAGUCAUAUGCACUUUGCCAAUAGCAGCAGUAAUCAACAGGAAGUCAUACAAGCUAGUUUAAUCAAGAAGCAAAUGAUAGCAAUUGACAGUGAUCCUCUUCUAGACCCACUGGAGAAAGCCCAGAGGAAACAGAGCAUUUAUCUUGCAUUUAGCAUCAACAACUCAGGAUCAGUGGCAUCUGCUGUCUCACCCUUAGCAACUGCUUUCUAUCCUGCAAGCGAUACUGUAGAAUCUGUUGUAGGAAAUGCAUUAGAAGAUUUAAAUUUAGAUGAACCUCUCAAUUUAGCAGCGUCAAUAGACAGAGAUUUAGAAACAGAUUCCCCAACUGUCAGCAAUUCAAUAUCAGCUGGACUUGCAAGUUCUGGUAUGCUUGGCAGUUCUGCUCCAGUCAACAUCCCUGGCAGUGCCCUUAGUGAAAGAAAUACAUUAGGAAGCAACUUCUCACCCUCAACAUCAUCUCCUUUACAACAGUUGCAGUCUGGGUUCCUGUCUGCUUCUCGAUUUUCACACCAGGAUUCAUUGGACUCAAGCUCAGCAUUUAUGAACACUUCUCAUAUGCAGUUAAGCAGUAGUGCAUCAAAGAUUAGUAGUUUCACAUCUGCAGGUCUGUUUGACUUCAGCUCUCAUCAGAACAUGUCUCCAAGCAGUCGUACCUCUCAUCAUCCCGGCUCAUCAUUAGUCAACAGCUUUCCUUUAAGUCCAUCUUUAGGAACCAACCUUUCAACUGAGUUACAUAUGCAGAGAUUAUGUGAAGAAUUAGUGUCUAGUAGAUCAAAAUUUGCAUCUUGGGAUGAGAGAAUAAAUCAGGCUAGGUCGGCUUGUGAAGCGUGGCAACGAGAAGCUGAAGAAUCCAAUAGGAAAGCAAGUAUAGCAGAGCAACAGCGGGAUGAAGCAUUGUCGCAAGCAAAAGCUCUGCAGAAAGAAGUAGAUUUAUUACAAGGUAGUCCUUACCUUCAUGGUCUUAGAAGAGUGUCAGAACUGAAGACAUUAUCACUUCCAACAUUAAAAUCUCUACAGGCACAACUGAGGUCUGACUUGGAAGAAAUUGAAAAGGUUAUCUAUCUGCAGACAGCAACCAAGUGUAUGGUAUGUGAAGAACGCAAUCGCAGUGUCACAUUAGCUCCUUGCAAUCAUUAUGUGUUGUGUAGUAAUUGUGCUUCAACUCAGAAAGUAUGUCCCUACUGCCAGAUCCCUAUAGUAGCUCAGACUACAAGCAUGCCUUUAUAAUAAGACACGUGGUAGGUAUAUACUAUUCCAUUACCGUACUCACUCUGCAUUAAUAAACUUAUUCUAUCACAUUACUGCAUAAUCAUAGACCAAAUGAAAUUUACAAUUAAGCAAUGAAUGACCUGUGGGUUUUUCUUGUAUUGAGCUGCUCUGUUACUGAUAAGCAUAAAAUGCCUCCCCUAUACUUGUAUUCGAUAUAGAGUGUGUGGCCAAAGCAUUUCAUAAAUCAAGACUACAGUAAAACCUCAUAAUUCCAUACUGAAGGGACCAAACAUUCAGACUUUGUGUAAUGAUGUGCUGUUGCCAUGGAAAGGAAUGAAGUUUUCCGAUGUCCUUUAAGUGGAAAUAUCUGUUUAAUAUCAUCCGUGUGUCUCACACCAGGUAGACACUCUUAUAUAUAUUACUUGUGACAAGCGUCCCUUCAGCUGUCUUCAUAUGUGAAGGGUAAUUAUGAUAGUAUCACUGGACAUUAGUAGGAUAAGGGGAAGAUGUGAAUACAAGCUGUGGUUGAAUGGAAGGAAAUCAUGCUUUCCAAUCUGUUGCUAGGCAACAACCGCAAAAUAAGCAACUACACACAACAGCCAUUGCUAAGUAAUGGCCUGUAAACAGCAACAGAGGAAUGGUGUUUUCUGCAUGGUCCAUUCUGCUGGCUGCACACACAGCAGUGGACUACGUCAUGCCAUCGCUAAACAACAAUGACACUGCAACAGAGGAAAGGUGUUUUAUGCACAUCCUUGUCACAGUGUUAUAACCAAGACGGUUUCUGGGGAAUUAGACAGUCAUUCACGCACUAAUCCACCAACCAACUCUUCACUGACUCCACCCCACCAACUGACUUGCUUAUAACAUCUCAACACAGACCACACAGAAAACACUAUUCCUCUGGUGCUCUGCAUUUGUUUCUUAGCAAUAGCAUGAUGUAUUCUGCUGCUGUUUACGGCCAUUUCUUAGCAAUGCUGUUGUACAGUUUCUAAUUUUGCAGUUGUUUCAUAUCGACAGGUGUACAUGUCACAUUUCUCCCUCCAUAAGGCUAUUUGUCCUGAAUAGCCUACAGGCAUAUGGCCAUUUCUUCUUUUCUGAGGGCUGUGCUUGUGACAUCUGUAUUGCCUGUUAUUCUGUAAGGAAGAAUUAAUGAUAUUAAUUUACUUUGACCUAAUUAAUGAAACUAAAUUAUAUGGAUUCCUUUUGGGAGAAGGCUGCAAAAUCUGCGUCAUACUAGGAAUUAACCUUUAUCAUCCAAGGGUUGUAUAACUGUGUGGCGAAUAUACUGGUUCAACAAGUUUAGCAUCGCUUACUGUCACACAGUUUGCAGUAUCAAUCCCAUUAAUGCCAAAGUUUAAAUCCAGCCACCAAUGUAUUGGCAGGUGAAAAUUCAGAUCUGGGCAGUACAGGUCAGAGAGGUUUUACUGUAUCUUGCAUGAGAUUGGGGUGGACUUUGACGAUUUUUAAGUCUUGGUUGUGGGCAGGUAUCUGUUAUUCUGGAUGAUUUUAAAUUUCUUUGCAGUUGCAGAGUUCAUUAGUAUAUUCGACUUCUUGACUGAUAUCUUGAGAAAGUGUAUAACUCAUUCCCUCUAUUUUGUAAAAGUUUCUUGAACUCUUUUUGUAUUUGAAACUGGUUUACUUCGCACUUUCAAGUUUACAUCAUCUUUGAUAAUUACACAUACCUUCUGUUCCCUUUUCCUCUUCUGAAAUUAAUCAGCCAUUAUAGACUACAUUGAAUGAAGAUAGUACAUAAUCUUCACAGAGAUAAAAUAUUGUUGAGAAGGUGAAAAUGUGCAGAUUUCAGUUUGAGUCUUCACAACAAUGAUUGUAAAAAGAAUUUUGUUUAGAUAUGAUCUGGAUUGUGAAACUGUAUACUCUUGUACCUGGAUGCCAGCAUAUUAGAGGAUCCUGCUGCCUGCAUCUUCACUUCCGUGCUGAAGAUGGAGACAGUAGGUCAUGUGAGACUACAUGGCAUUAUAACCUAGAGGACUACAUCUAAAUUUUUACCAUCUUUAGAACCGCAAAUCAUAAAAGAGCUACAUGGUAGUCAUGUCACCAAUGGCAAAGACAGUAAUUCUGAUUUUUGCCAGGACAGCUCUGUGAAAUCUGAGAAAUGUAAUCAUGGCCCUGUCUUAUCAGAAGCUGCUGAAAUGAAUUGUAGAUUGGUUAGAAGUAUGCUUAAUUGGAACUUCUGACGGCAAUGACUGUGAAGGUGAGGGACAUGAAGACGUGUAGUUCGGAUAAAAUUUUAUCAUCGUUUUGGACUUCGGGGAGUGAAUAUCUUC
Messenger RNA from Cryptotermes secundus, 4681 nucleotides. RefSeq names its product putative E3 ubiquitin-protein ligase UNKL (gene unk). Bases 27 to 2414 code for a protein of 795 amino acids. Gene Ontology annotation, molecular function: metal ion binding. Lineage: Eukaryota; Metazoa; Arthropoda; Insecta; Blattodea; Kalotermitidae. The record is from RefSeq and is a predicted model, not a curated record. The transcript has 15 exons.